This is a messenger RNA of Theileria equi strain WA, 606 nucleotides long. RefSeq lists its product as hypothetical. The coding region runs from base 1 to 606 and encodes 201 amino acids. The transcript has 3 exons. Lineage: Eukaryota; Apicomplexa; Aconoidasida; Piroplasmida; Theileriidae. The record is from RefSeq and is a predicted model, not a curated record.
AUGGUAAAGUUGAUAGUUAGUGACUAUUCUGACCAUGACAAUCCCUCGAGGUUUACGCUAGAAAAUAUCGAUGAAGAUUUUACAGUUGCACAGAUUAAAUUGUUACUAAUGAGAAAGACUGAAGAUGCAGACGUUGAGGAAUCCACUAAUGAUCAAGAGGCUGCAUGUAAGAUGUUUGUUCUUUACUCUGGAAACAGGUUAAUGGAUGAUGCUGAUACAAUAAGGAGCUAUAACACAUCUGGGAUUUCGGAAAUUAUUGUGUUUUUGUACAAGAAGGUAGUUGUGGACGUAGUCGUAAAGGUUUAUAGAGUAAUAACGUGUUGUGGAUUCUUAUUUGCACCGAUCAUUUCUGUAUUCAACACUCGAAAACUUUCUUUUGAAAUACUAGACCAAGCAUCUGUGAUGGAUCUAAAGAAUAUGAUACUAGAUGAGCUUCAAGCAUACAAGAAUAAAAGGGGAGGGCUUUUAUUAAUGGAGGAUUUGCUUUUAGUAUAUAAUGGAUACGAAAUUGAUGAUGACUUAUUAUCGAUAAAUGAAAUUUGUUUUGACAAGAAACUACUAUGCCUAAGGCUAUAUAUCCCUUUUGAAUAUAAAAGGAAGGGUUAA